GCUCAGCUUUGUAGCAAUGUUUUUGGGGCAUUGACGGGGUUAAUCCAGCCACCUUUAGCUGCUGGGCUAGGUGGGGGCCAGAAAUAUUAUUGCAAUAAUGGGGUACAGAUAGCUCCCCCCCCAGCAACAGCAGACAACGCUUGGCAAUGCGAUGAUGGUGGACCCAGAGCCAGAUCGACCUAUCGGUUAUGGUGCUUUUGGUGUGGUAUGGUCUGUGACAGAUCCUCGGGAUGGGUCGCGAGUUGCACUCAAAAAGAUGCCCAAUGUUUUCCAGAACUUGGUCUCUUGCAAACGGGUCUUCAGAGAACUGAGAAUGCUCUGUUACUUCAAGCAUGACAAUGUCCUCUCAGCACUGGAUAUCCUCCAACCUCCACAGAUAGACUGUUUUGAGGAAAUUUACGUUAUCACUGAAUUGAUGCAAAGUGACCUUCACAAAGUCAUAGUUUCUCCACAACCGCUCAGUUCCGAUCAUAUCAAGGUCUUUUUGUAUCAGAUCCUCAGGGGGCUAAAAUAUUUGCACUCUGCUGGUGUCCUUCAUCGGGACAUCAAGCCUGGGAAUCUGCUGGUCAAUAGCAACUGUGUCCUCAAGAUCUGCGAUUUUGGUUUGGCCCGGGUAGAGGAGCCAGAUGAGUCCCAGCACAUGACUCAAGAGGUGGUUACUCAAUAUUACCGGGCCCCCGAAAUCCUGAUGGGCAGCAGGCAUUAUGGACGUCCAAUUGAUAUUUGGUCCGUGGGCUGCAUUUUCGCCGAACUCCUUGGCAGGCGCAUCCUCUUUCAGUCCCAGAGCCCAAUUCAGCAGUUGGACCUGAUUACGGAUCUCCUGGGGACUCCUCCUGUGGCUGCCCUCCGUUCAGCCUGCGAGGGGGCCCGAGCCCACAUCCUACGUGGCAGUCACAAGCCGCCAUCGUUGUCUGUCCUUUACAUGCUCUCUGGAGAAGCAACCCACGAAGCUGUGCAUUUGCUCUGCCGGAUGUUGGUCUUUGAUCCAGCCAAGCGGAUCUCUGCCAAGGAUGCCCUUUCUCAUCCUUACUUAGAUGAGGGGCGACUGAGAUACCACACCUGUAUGUGCACUUGCUGCUUUUCGGUCUCCUCCGGACGCAUUUAUACCAGUGACUUUGAACCCCGGGCUGACCCCAAAUUUGACGGCUCUUACGAAAAGAACCUCGCUUCUGUCUGGCAAGUCAAAGAACUGGUGCACAGAUUUAUCUUGGAACAGCAGCAUGGGAAACGGGUCCCCCUCUGUAUCAACCCCCAGUCAGCUGCCUUCAAAACUUUCAUCCGCUCCACAGCAUGGCAUUCUUCCAAGAUGUCCAAAAAGGAAGAGAGAUGAAGCUGCUCCUUGGAUGGCCAUGAUGGAAAAAGAAAAGAAAGACAGAAGAAGAGGGACGGAAGACACAAGAGGUUGGCAUUGCUGCUGGCAGCGGAGAGAUGAAAAGGAGACCGAGGCGCUGCUCUUUAUCCUGCACUCUUGAAUAUUUUGACUCAUGGACAGAUGCAUUUGGGAAAGGGGGGGGAGGAGAAAUGUCUGGGUCAUUAUUAUAUUACUGAUAUACUUAUAUUACUGAUAAUAUAAGUGGACAAGUUGGGGAAGGGAUUUUUUUUUUUUUAACUGAUGGAUGUCUUUUCCUUUCCUCCGUUCCUGUACUGCACUGGAAAACUCUGGGUUGUAGGCACUGUCUUUGUGAAUUCUUUCCCUUCUUCCCCCAGGUCUGCACCAAUAUUUUCCCUUCCUUAUACAUAUGGGCUCUUAUCUGGCUUCCUCCGAAAAGGGGUGACUAGGUUGGAAUAGAGAAGUGUUCUUGAAAUGAGGGGUGUCUGUUCUUUCUGUUUCAAAGAAUCUCCGCCUACACAAAGACUCUGACUCGUGUUUUUCAGCAUUGUCCCCUUUAAGAUGUCUGGAUUUCAAAUCCCAGAAUUCCCCAGCCAGCAUGGCUAGCUAAGGAAUUCUGGGAGUUGAAGCCUGGACAUUUUAAAGUGGACAAGGUUAAGAAACACUGCCUUAGACUAAGGAUAGAUGUGUUCCCCCCACCCACCCCCAAAUCCCCUUACCCUUAAAAGAUUUCCCAAACAGGGAUAGGUGGGAGAAAUAAAUAAGGCUCAAUUUUCCGAAUCUACCACAAGGUCCAGACAUUUCUUGCAACUAGGGAUUGCGUUUUGAGUCCUUGUCUUCGGUCUCCUCCAGGAGCUUCUGGGAAACUAUGUGGCUUCCUUAAACCUGUCUUAUACAGCUGGGGGGAAAAAAACACAUUUAUUUUGGGGUAAGAUGCUAAAUACUUCUUUGGUGUGUAUAUUUGGCCUACCUGCUUUCCAGGUUUCCCUUGUUCCCAGCAUGGACAUCUCCUAAGCGGCUGGAGGCCCUGAUGCAUUUCUGCUGUAUUUUCAGAAAGUGCUUCUUUUCUUUAAAAAUAUGUGGUGUUUUCUGAAAAAUUGAGGUUUUGGCCUUGAUGCUGGAUGUGGAAUGCCUAUUAAGUUCUCCCCAGGCCCCUCCACUUUUCCUGCCUGCAGCCAGCUCAACCUCCUUCCUUGAUUAAAUGUAUUCCUCCAUUAAUUUCACCCCCCCCCCUCCUUCAAAAAUCUACCUCUUUUCUCCUAGUGGAUUUCAUGUGUGCAUGUGUUUGGGACACUUGUGUUAUUAAUUUUGUAUUUUUAUUUUGUUGGUGGGUUGAUGAUUUCUUUACUUGGCUGGUGUUUCAUCUCUUUUUGUCAAUGAUCUGUUAUUAAUUUAUGAUCAGAGCAGUUUAUAUACUAGUUUAAAUCCCGAAUGUGUGCAUAUAUUUCUUCCUUGUGUCUGGAAAAAAACAAAAUGCAUGAGGGGGGGAAAAACACACCAAUAACAUAGAACCAAUAACCUGGAAACUUGAACUGUCUUUGGCUGUAAUAAUCCCCCCCCCUUAAUUUAAUUGUGCACCAUAGUAGUUGAAUUAAAUUUAUGCUGUAUAUUUUU
Molecule: messenger RNA, 2944 nt
Organism: Pantherophis guttatus
Lineage: Eukaryota; Metazoa; Chordata; Lepidosauria; Squamata; Colubridae
Product: serine/threonine-protein kinase NLK2
Biological process (GO): protein phosphorylation
Molecular function (GO): MAP kinase activity; ATP binding
Source: RefSeq, a predicted model, not a curated record